Bubalus bubalis (water buffalo) is the source of this 1425-nucleotide messenger RNA. RefSeq names its product chromosome 12 C2orf92 homolog (gene C12H2orf92). The transcript is spliced from 10 exons. The coding region runs from base 102 to 1136 and encodes 344 amino acids. NCBI's taxonomy places the organism in Eukaryota, Metazoa, Chordata, Mammalia, Artiodactyla, Bovidae. The record is from RefSeq and is a predicted model, not a curated record.
ACUCAGCUAGGGGCAGAUCCACUGAUUCCUGCCCUUUAUCUUCUUCCUAUAGACCAGAAAGCAUGCUGAGCUGAGCUUCGGUGCUGAAGGACAAGACGACGAUGGAGCCAGGCAACUUUCCUCUGAGGUUUCCAAGCCAGACCCCCAAACUGCUUACAGGUCCUGGGAAGCGUGGUCCUGAAUUCUCUCCACUGCCCUCCCAGCUGUGGAACAUCCGCUUGGCUCAGGGAGCACUUAAGGAAAGGGUCAAAGCAGGUUCAAAUGCUGAAUCUUCAUCAAAUUCAAAAAUUUUGGACAAAGGACUGGCUAAACUCUUUGAUGAAAUUCUACUGCAAGUGUUUUCCAAAGUUCCAUUAGAAGAAACAAGAAGAACAGCAGACAGAUCAAUUACAAAGAGAGACAUGCAAGAAAGUUAUCCUUCACGAAAGAGCUCAAGAGAAACCGACUUUGCACUGAGUUCAAAUAAGCGAGAUGAACAUUUGGCUAAAUUGUUUGAUGAAAUUCUACUGCAAGUAUUUUCCAAAGUUCCAUUAGAAGAAACAAGAGCAGCAGCUGGCAGAUCAAUUACAAAGAGAGACACAAAAGAAAGAGCAACUGUUGAUGGGAAUUCUCAUGAACCAGAAUUUUUCUUUGACAGCACAGGCAGAAUGUCCAAUAACGAAAACAAUCCAGCAGAUGAUCAAAAUCACAAUCCACCACACGUGGAAAACAUCUCCCAAACUCUCCGAAGAUCGUCAGAUCACAUUGCAGAGGAGCAGAGGGAUCAAGAAUCCUCUCUAUUCAACAGGGAUGUGAGUGAUACGCAGUCAACGACCAUCAAUAAGGGGACGCUUCAAGAAGCAGUCAGUCCAGAUGUUCUGAGCAGGGGCAUGCCGUGCUCACAGCUUCUGCAGUUCCUCCAGAAGAACAUCAUCGUCGCUGCCGUCUCAGUGGUGGGAAUCGUCACGGCCACGGGGCUGCUGCUGCUGGCACUGGUCACGUACAUCAGGAAGAAACAGUCACUACAUUCUCCGGCAGACAUCACAUACAAUAUUUUUAUAAUGAAUGGAAAGACUUGGUGGCAAAAGUCUCAAGACAAGAAGACCAAAAAACAUGCAGGAAAACAGAAACGGUUGAAGUUAAAUUCUGGUAUCUAAGCCAGGUGGUGAGCCCAGCCACCAGCACCUAAAGCUGUGACGUGAGGCGAUUCUCCAUCCAGACACGUGGAAAGGCAUUUGGAUUUCUGGCUGUGAGGUGCACCCUAAAAAAUGUACCUUUUCCUCUCAAUUUUGAAUGGACCAAGAAAACAGUUUUGACCACAGAUUGCUCAUAUGGUAACAGCAUUAAUGGCUAAUACAGGAGGCUUAGCACGUUUCCCCAGAGACUAACCUGACAAAAUAAUGGAUUGAUUUAUUUAUUAAAACAUUGGUUUGUUUUUUUCAGCCA